CAUGUGUUAUACAUCCCUCCCCCAUUCUGGGUACCAGUUGGGCGCUUUCAGGUGCAGGAGGUUGAAGAGAUGGAGCAGCUUCCUCAGCAGCGCCCGGCCUCUUAAAACACUGCUGACCUGAGCCUCCUUCCUCCCCGUAGCCUUCAGCAGAGAUGGAGUGAAAUGGACCCCUCGACCUGCCUCCGGGGAUCAGCAAUGGAGUUAAAGCAAUCUCUAUCUGUUCAUCUGGAAGCCGAGAAGCCUCUGAGGCGCUAUGGGGCGGUGGAGGAGACAGCAUGGAAAGCAGAGGGACUGGGAAGCCAGCUGGACAUCAUCUCCAUGGCUGAGACCAGCAUGAUGCCUGAGGAGAUUGAGCUGGAGAUGGCGAAAAUCCAGCGUCUCCGUGAAGUCCUGGUCCGUCGAGAGUCUGAACUCAGGUUCAUGAUGGAUGACAUUCAGCUCUGCAAGGACAUCAUGGACCUGAAGCAGGAGCUGCAGAACUUGGUUGCCAUCCCAGAAAAAGAAAAAACCAAGCUGCAGAAGCAGAGAGAGGAUGAGUUAAUCCAGAAGAUCCACAGACUGGUGCAGAAGAGAGACUUCCUGGUGGAUGAUGCUGAAGUGGAACGGUUAAGGGAACAGGAAGAAGACAAAGAAAUGGCUGAUUUCCUGAGGAUCAAGUUAAAACCUCUAGACAAAGUAACCAAGUCUUCAGCCACUUUUCUAUUGCUGCAGGCUCCCGGGCAGAGAAGAAGGCAGAGCCCCCACCUAGCAAGCCAACAGUGGCCAAGACAGGGUUGGCACUCAUCAAGGAUUGCUGUGGGGCCACCCAGUGCAACAUCAUGUAGCCCCUAUGUGGGGUGUUCUGGAACCAUGGGGACCCUCCCUCCCACCCUUUUAUCCUCAUAGCUCCCAUUUCACAGGGGUCCAAGAGCUUUCCAAGGCAGAAGGGGUUGAAGGCAAGCCCAUGACUGCUAUUAGCAGCUGUGGGCACCUGGCAGGUGGGUCCAACCACUGCUGUACAGAGUGUAGCAAUAGAGAGCCCCUCACUGUCGCAUGGCCCUCCCCAGAGCAUGCCCAGCCCAGGAGUCUGUCUCAUCCUUUAUCUAGCCACCAAGAAAGCCCCUCCCUUAAACAGUAUAUCUUCACUUUUUCUAGGCGUCUCUAACCUACCAUGCGAACGAACUGGGAAAGGGGCAUGAUCCCCAGGUGUGUAUAGCUGUGAAUUUAAAUAAUCUAGCACCAUGUUGGACCCCUUCCUCAUCUACCCUCCAGCUUUGCUGUCAGAUACAAGUCCUGUUCCCUGUUUGUCUUCUCCCAGAGACUACCACCUGCAGGGUUCCACACAGCCCACACAUCUUUUAGGCUCCAUUGCAAUCACUUUCGUAGAGACACUGGCCUGUCUGAAGGUGUUGGGUUUACACCUCCUGCUCCCUCCCAUUCUGUGUCUGGGCACAGGUGACAUCAGGUGUGUAUCUGCCAAGAUCCAGGCUCUUCCUUAAUUUGCCAUGUCCAGCCCACAAUGGAGCAGGGUGGGGAGGAGUGGCCAAGAGCAGAUCCAGUGCUUAGCGGACCAGGUAGCAGAGAACUUCAGGUGCCAAUGUCAAGGCCAGAGUGGAUAAGAAAGGGACCCAGAAAAGUUGCCAACCCAUAUCCUCUUUACCCACUGAGGGCUGCUGCAAGGAAGUACAAGUGGGAGGUCACCCUGCUGCGCAACAUACAUCUCUGUAAAGAACAAUUGGCAGGCAGGAGAGGAAGCCUGAUCCAACUGUGUCCCAUUGUCUGGUGGCGUGUUUGAACCAGCCCCCAAAUUCCUCCUGUGUAACUUGAUGUACAUUUGCCACAGCCAGCCUGACACAGGCUGUGUGACCUCUGUGCGUGUAUGUGUGAUAUGACUGGCCUAAGUAGUUAGCACCAGUCAAGAUCUGCUGAUGUGCAAACUAUCCAUCAGAGAAAAUAAAAAUGAAAAACACACACAGCAUUUUAUAAGUUCUUACCUUUUUCUUGAUUAUGGACAUAACUCAUGUACAUAGGAAAUCACUUUAAGGCUGGUGAGAUGGCUCAGCAGUUAACACUGGCUGCUCUUCCAAGGUCCUGAGUUCAGUUCCCAGCAACCAUAUAGUGGCUCACGACAUCUAUAAAAGGAUCUGAGUCCCUCUUCUGGCAGACAGAGAACUCAUACAUAAAAAGAAAAUAUAAAUAAAUAAAUUUCAAAAUCAUUUUAAAAGUACUAAAAGUAUAUAAAAUAUUUAACCACUCACAACUUUCCUGGUGAUCAUUUUGACAUAUUUCCUUAAAUCUUUUCAUACAUGUCUAUUGUCAUGAUUUGCAUCAUAUUGGAACUUAUUUUUAAGAUUUAUUUAUUAUGUGUGCCUGCAUGUGUGCUUAUGGGGCAGAAGAGGGUACCAUAUCUCAUUAUAGAUAUGAGCCACAUGUGAACCACCAUGUGGAUGCUGGGAAUUGAACUCAGGACCGUUGGAAAAAGAGCUCUUAACUUCUAGCCAUCUCUCGUGCCCCAUGUCGAAAUAUUUUACAUCCAGCUUUUUUUUCAGUUAUUAUUAUGCUACUUAGGCUUCUCCUAUAUCAUUUUAUUUAUUACAAUUUAUUCAUUUUGUAUGCCAGAUGUAGCCCCCUCCCUUGUCUCCUCCAAGUCCACUCUUCUUCCCUCUUCUCCUCCUAUGCCCCUCUCCCCUAUAUCAUUAAAAGCUCUUUGUUAACAUUAAAUACUCUUCAUAAAUAUUUAUAGUGGCUGCUUAGUACUCCAUCUUGUGGACAUACUGUCAUCUGUUUUACUAUCACUUCACCACUGGACAUUUAAACUGUCCCUACAUUUUCUCAUACUAUAAAUAAGAGCAUGGUCAACAUCCUAAGGAGCUAAACCUUCAUUUGAAUUUCUAUCUUUUUUUAUGAAGAUGAACUAGAAGUAACAUUAUUGGAUCAUUAAUGAGUAGCAUUUUCAAAUGAUUUUUAAAUGUGGCUUGGGAUGUGGCACAGUAGGUAGAAUGUUUGCCUUGUAUACACAAAGCACUGGGUUUCACCCCAAGCUGAGUGUAAACUGGAUAAUAUAGUGCAAGCCUGACUCAUAGCACUGGGGGAAAGGGAAGAAGUGGAAGGGAGGUUUAGAAGUUCAAGGCCAUCCUUGGCUACAUGUUGAAUUUAAAGCUAAAUUAGACCUAUCUCAAAAAAACAAAAAGUAAGUUAGAAAUGGAUUUGUAGUGUCAUCAAAAUGGCUUUUUUUUUUUUUGUUCCAGCUGUGGGACUUAGCAUCUUGGUAGGUGGACAUUUUACAUCAGGCCCUGCAGGCUGUCUCAAGUGAGUUUCUGCUUUGGCCCACAUGCCACAUCCUAACAACCUAACAGUGAAGAUGCUCACUAGGGCAUUUGUCAAAAUACUGACCUGAGGGGACACUGUCUCUGCUUUCAGUACCCUAAAAGUAGAUUUUAGUACCAUAGAAGUAAAGCCAGGGUAUAUGUGUGUCUUAGAACAACCACAAACUAGGGGCUCAGCCCCAUAGGAACAGCCUGGAGUAAAGGGGUCCUUAGGGUUUCCCCUCUUUAGUUUAUCUACUUCCUAGAAAUCUUGGGACUCGAUUGGCUUCAAUGCUCCCAUCCCUAGCUUUAUCUCCAGGCAUUCUCCUCCAUGUAUUCCCUCUCAUCAUGUAAGGUACCAGUGAUAGAGUGUAGGGCCCCCUAACUCAGUUGAUC
Messenger RNA from Meriones unguiculatus (Mongolian gerbil), 3680 nucleotides. It is a transcript of the gene Bmerb1, whose product is annotated as bMERB domain containing 1. The transcript has 6 exons. The record is from RefSeq and is a predicted model, not a curated record. NCBI's taxonomy places the organism in Eukaryota, Metazoa, Chordata, Mammalia, Rodentia, Muridae. Bases 163 to 885 code for a protein of 240 amino acids. Gene Ontology annotation, cellular component: microtubule cytoskeleton. Gene Ontology annotation, biological process: negative regulation of microtubule depolymerization.